Molecule: messenger RNA, 690 nt
Organism: Lactuca saligna
Lineage: Eukaryota; Viridiplantae; Streptophyta; Magnoliopsida; Asterales; Asteraceae
Source: the annotation of a GenBank genome assembly
AUGCAUUCCUCUUCAUCUUCUACAAAGAAUUCAUGUGAUGAUAAUCCAACUGAGAAGACUGCCAAUUCUACCAACAAGUUUGUGAUAAUUGGACUACCUCUCUCCACACUCCACACCCCAUCUCUCUUAUUCUUCAAAUCAACAUCCCCCACCACCAUCACUCAUCUCCAAAAAUUGGUCACCGAAUCGUCCAACAAUUUGAUUCAUAACCUCCACAACUCCAUUGAUAAAUGCCUCAAUUUCCUGCAUCUCUUCGCUUCCGAAAAUCCCCUUUUCGCCAAAUUGCAAACUCUCUCCUCUGAAUACCACAACUUCUGCCAGAUUAAUCGCAGAAACCAGAGGAAUUUGAAGUCUGUGUGGAAUCAUGAUUUUGCUGCAAUUAUCCCAGGGGAUUCAGUGGUAGGGCUUGUGGUAUCAAAUGGUGUUCUAAAUUUCUUGAACAUUUACAACACUUUGUUGGUUGUAAGGCUUGUUCUUACAUGGUUUCCCAAUUCCCCUCAAGCCAUUGUGAGUCCACUCAGCACUGCUUCUGCACUUCCUGCUGAGCUUCCAUCCACAGAAGCUUCAUCAUCUUCUCAAAAAAGCCCAUCAUUUCAUACAGAAAUAAUGUCUCACUUUACCUCUUCCCAAAAGAAAUGGAUGAAAAGGUUUGAUACAAAAAGGUCAAACGGAUCAAGCGUUGACCACUAA